This is a messenger RNA of Nerophis lumbriciformis (worm pipefish), 1344 nucleotides long. Lineage: Eukaryota; Metazoa; Chordata; Actinopteri; Syngnathiformes; Syngnathidae. The record is from RefSeq and is a predicted model, not a curated record.
AUGAAGACACUGCGCAUCUCCAUCAUCGCCAUGAUGAUGAUGAUGACAAUGGACGCCAUCUUGGCGGCAGACGAAACAUGUGCUGGUCGCUGCAAUUCCUUCGACCCGACUCGGAAAUGUCAGUGUGAUUCCAUGUGUGUUUACUACGGAAGUUGCUGUCGCGAUUAUGACAAGGAAUGUCCCAAGAAAGGUCAGUGACCUCUAACUGAGCGUGGCGACACUUUUGCGGAAGAUGACAACAGGCAAACCACGACGCCGUCUCUGUCGGACAUGAUGGCUUCAACUACAGCGCCGACGACAGUUAUAAGCAUCUCGGAAGUGCCACCCCGCCCGACGACAUAUGUGCCCAUGGCGCCCCCUGCGGACCGGGACGCGGCGAGCUGCAGCGGGCGGCCAUUUGAUGCCUUCCUUCAGCUGAAGAACGGAUCCGUGUACGCCUUCAGAGGCGAGUAUUUCUUUGAGCUGGACGAUACAUCCGUGCUUCCCGGUUACCCCAAACGGAUCCAGGACGUGUGGGGUAUCCCUGGGCCUGUGGACGCCGCCUUCACACGCAUCAACUGCCAGGGAAAAUCCUACAUUUUUAAGGGAAGAAAGUACUGGCGCUUCGAUGGCGAUGUCCUGGAUGAGGGAUUCCCCAGGGACAUUUCGCAGGGGUUCGACGGCGUUCCAGACGACCUCAACGCCGCCUUCGCCGUACCCGCCGCCAGCUACCGCCAAAAAGAGAAGGCCUACUUCUUCAAAGGUGACGUCUACCAUGUGUACGAGUUUGUCAAUCAGCCAUCGCAUCAGGAGUGCGUCCAGAUGAGGCGAUCGUCACCUUCGCUCUUGUUUUCCCGCUACACCGACCUCUUCUGCGACCAAACGUUGGAGGACCUCUUCGCCGAGCUCUUCGGCACCGCGGGUCAAUCUUCGUCUUCGGGGCCGCACCUCAUCAGCAAGAACUGGCUCGGCGUGCCCUCGCAGGUGGAUGCGGCCAUGGUGGGCCGUGUCUCUAUGAGUCCCACACGUCCACCGUCCGCCAGGAGGCCCAACUCCCGCAGGAGGAGACCCAACAGGAAGAACCGACGCAGGCAAAGUCGGCAAACGAUGUUCGACAUCUGGAGCGACUUGUUCGACGAUGACGACACGUCGCUAGAGGUUGCCAAGGUGGAGCCCACGCUCGCGCCCGUCGCCACGCCCGUGCAAUACGUUUACUUCUUCAAGAGAGAUCAAUACUACCGUGCGGACCUCCGAAGUAAGCGCGUGGUGCCGGCCUUGCCGCCGUACCCGCGAUCCAUUGCCAAGUUCUGGUUGGGCUGCAAGCAGGAAGACACGCCUGACAACCCCAACGCCGAGAGGAGAUGA